Messenger RNA from Pseudoliparis swirei, 3363 nucleotides. Its product is annotated as histone-lysine N-methyltransferase PRDM9-like. Gene Ontology annotation, molecular function: protein binding; histone methyltransferase activity. Gene Ontology annotation, cellular component: nucleus. NCBI's taxonomy places the organism in Eukaryota, Metazoa, Chordata, Actinopteri, Perciformes, Liparidae. Bases 281 to 3085 code for a protein of 934 amino acids. The record is from RefSeq and is a predicted model, not a curated record. The transcript has 6 exons.
GCGUCAGUCUCGGAUAGUUUGGUUUCAGGUCCAGUCCGAGGCACUAAAACCAGUUCUCAACGGAGAUAAACAUACAGAGGAUUACAGCCGCUCUGGCUGCAGCUACACACUCGUCUAACAUAGAAAGUGUGCAUUAGGAAAGCAUUGCUCCGAGUUAUAAUGCACGAGAGCGACACAGCAGCUGCUAUCUCUUAGCCAGCCAUGCUAACGCUGCGUUAUUAGCCAUGUUGCGUCUCAAGGAGGGUUAGUUCCCACCGACUCGCUCCCAAAGUGUGCACUCAUGUCGGGCAAGAGCACCGGGGUGGAGUGGGUCGAGACCACCGAGGAGGUCGUGAUGACUGAGGAGUGCUUAAACAACACUCCUGCAGUGAUGCCGGUUUUGGAGGGAACAGAAACGCCAAUCCAGAAGUUGCUGGACACCGUGGGACAUGGAGAUAACCCGGAGGCUGACGGUGGCUUCUAUUGUGAGGAGUGUCUGACUCUCUUCCAGGUGCCGAGCGAUCCCGCCAACAUCACCGUUGGCCCGUCUUUCAUCCUCGACUUCCCAACGAGCACGGGGCUCCCCCAGAGGGCCCUCCUCACGCUGCCCUACGGCCUGAUGGUAGGCAGGUCGAGCGUUCCCAACGUGGGCGUUGGGGUCAUAAACCACGGGCCGACGGUGUCCCCGGGAAUGCAUUUUGGACCGUACGAGGGGGACGUGACGACGAGGGAAGACGCCAUGGCAAGCGACUUCUCCUGGGAGAUUUACAAAGAAAAAGAUGAAUAUGAGUACAUUGAUGCAGCCAGAGAAUCGCACUCAAACUGGAUGAGGUACGUCAACUGUGCUCGUAACAAAGACGAGACAAACCUCCUGGCGGUUCAGUACAAAGGCAGCAUCCUCUUUCAUUGCUGUCGCGCCAUACACCCUGGAGACGAGCUCAUGGUGUGGCCCAGCGACAAAUUUCUGGCCCAGUUCAGUGAAGCUUGGAGGCAGGUGUGGGUGAUGAAGUUGAAUGCAACAGAGAGUAACUCCACUGCAACAUCUCAGAUCUUCCCGUGCUCCCACUGCCAGCUGUCCUUCACCACAGAGUCCUUCCUCCAGCGGCACACAGAACACUUCCACAUGCAGCCUGCAGGGGGCAGCGCGACACCGGCUGCUGAGGCGUCUCAAGCCGAAGAUCCCUCUUCCGACUCGGCUCUCCCUGCGGCCUCCCUGGUGGCGUUUUCUGUGGACCCCGUCGAGUCCAAGACGUGUGGCGAUUGCGGGAAGACAUUCAAGCAAAUACCUCACCUCAGGCGGCACAAGCUCUGCGUCCACUCGAACAAACGGCCCUACUGCUGCCCGCAGUGCCGGCGGUGCUUUACCCAGGCGUCCGGCCUCAUCAGACACCAGCUGGUUCACAGGAAGCACGCCGGGAUGAACGACGCAGACCUCGUUCCCGAUCCGGACCUCUGUGAGACGACGGAGAGCUGGACGUUGAGAUCCGAACUCUUCAGCGCUGCAGAUCCAGCCAUCGCCGAGGAAGCGAAGGACGCGAAUGAAAGCGAGAACGCACAAGAAGCUAUGGAUGUAACCGAGACGGAGAGCACUCCCGCCGGAGAGGCGGAAGCUUCCCGAUUCAGUUGUUCGGACUGCGACGGGAGCUUCACGAACGAGGCCAAUCUGAGGAAGCACAAGGCGACUGUCCACGAGAGGUUGCGCCCGUACGUCUGCACCGUGUGCCAGAAGUGCUUCGGCCAGUGCAACGACCUGACCCGGCACCUGCAGCAUCACCAGAAGCAAAGCAAGAGGGGCAAGAAGGCGAAAGAGGCUCCGGAGGAACCUGCCACCAUGCCCUUCAGCUGUGCCGAGUGUUCACAGACGUUCGCCUCGGUGGACGCCCUCCAGCAGCACAUAACGGAGCGCCACGCCGAGGAGGAGGAGGAGGAGGCGCCGGAGGCCCCCGUGGAAACCCAAGAGUACGAUCGGAGCCGCGAUCCAGACUUCAGCCCGCAAACGUCAGCGGCUGAAACGGUCGAGUUAGUCCCAAAACGUCAGAGGCCUCAGAGACUCUGCGCCGGAUCAAGAAUUUCGGCCAUAACCAAGCUCAUCGCCCCAAAACGAAGGGCGGCCGCCCGCAAGAAGCCGCCGGCCGACCCCGACGGAAAGCGGCCGAAACGCAAACGGUUCAGCUGCAACCGCUGCAAGCGGACGUACGGGAACCCGGACGACCUCAAGGCGCACAAGUGCCCGGCGAAGCAGCUCAAGUGCGCUCAGUGCGGGGCGACCUUCAGCAAGUCCGGCUUCCUGAAGAGACACGAGCAGGUGGCGCACGAGGACGCCACGUCGUACAGCUGCGACCGCUGCGGCAAAGUCUUCUCCACGACCGGCAACCUCAAGCAGCACCAGAAGAGCAAGACGUGCAUGAGGUACCACUGCACGUCGGAGCUCUUCCCGUGCUCCUUCUGCCAGUUCUCCUUCACCAUGGAGAGCUACCUUAUAAAACACGUCAAGAGGCACCACCCGGUGGAGUAUCUGUCUCACUGCGACUCCAACGGCCUCGCGGAUCAGCUGGAGGAGGAGGAGGAGGAAGACGGGGAAGAGAAAGAGGAGGAGGACGGGAAAACGUACGUGUGCCCACAUUGCGGGAAGAGCUACGCCAGCGGCAAAGCGUUCAAAUCCCACACGUGCUUCCGGCAGGUGAAGGUGCUGUACCUGUGCACCGACUGCGGGAAGGGCUUCAGCAACCACUACAGCCUCAAGCAGCACCAGCGGGUGCACACAGGCGAGAAGCCGUACACCUGCCCCCACUGCGGCAAGAGCUUCUCGUACACGGGCCAGCUCAACGUGCACCUCAGGACUCACACCGGGGAGAAGCCGUACCUGUGCACGCACUGCGGCGACAGCUUCCGGCAGUCGGGGGACCUGAAGCGGCACGAGAGGAAGCACACGGGCGUGAGGCCCCACAGCUGCGCCGAGUGCUGCAAGAGCUUCAGCCGCCCGCAGAGCCUCAAGGCCCACCAGAUGCUGCACCUGGGGCAGCGGAUGUUCAAGUGCACGCAGUGCGGCAAGAGCUUCUCCCGCAGCUAUCACCUCAGGAGGCACCACCAGAAGAUGCACUUGUAGUCGAGGCGCAGUCGAGGCCUUUUUUUUUUUUUUUUGGAAACGCCGCCGAGGUUUGCACUAAACGGUCCAAUUGUUCUGCACGUGCCGUUAUUUUUUUAAAUUUAUUUAAGUUUGUUAAAAGCGUUCCAGAACCAAAAGUGUGGGUUUUCAUGUGAAGGAUAAGCGCGACACUCGCUGCAAUUACCACAAAGAAGUUUGCGCUUGUCAAGUUAAUUAAACAAAUCCUUAUUGUCUCAAUGUUCACUUUGAAAUAAUAAAGACCACCAACGUCACCGUCA